Messenger RNA from Drosophila albomicans, 899 nucleotides. RefSeq lists its product as uncharacterized. Lineage: Eukaryota; Metazoa; Arthropoda; Insecta; Diptera; Drosophilidae. The record is from RefSeq and is a predicted model, not a curated record. The transcript has 4 exons. Bases 258 to 848 code for a protein of 196 amino acids.
AACAUGUGGACCAGUCAGACAUGCCACGCAAUGCGAUCCAAUGCGAUGCGUUGCCACAUUCACAAUCCACAAUCACAUUCACAUUGAGAGUCGAGCAUCUUUCUGUUUGGGGACGACAUCUGUCAGUGUCUGGGAGACAUUGCUAAAGUUUAUCAAAAAACAUUUUCGUUUUGGCGUCAAUUUCAACAGAAAAAAACAAGCCGAGUCUGCAGGCGACCACCCGACAAGCGAAUUAAAGUUAUUAUUUAUGGCUAAUAAUGGAAAAAGGCGCAUUCUUCAAAGUACUAAUUCUGUGGUUGGAUUUCGCGAGUGCAUAUAACUAUCGGCUAACACUUGAAAAUGAAGAAAUAUUUACGACAUGCUCACAUCAACCAUCCAACGUCCUGGCUGUUUCGAAUUUCUUCGAUUUUUCGGAACUGCACACAAAAGAAAUCGGGGAUAAAAUAGAAAUAUCAGGAAAUGUCACAUCUAUAUGGAAUUACGAACCAACUGAUCGUAUUCAAGUUUCUAUAACGGGUCUCCAUUAUGAACGAGGAGAAUGGAUCAACUCCUUGCUAAGUAUGAACGUUCACGAUUGUUGCAGCCUCCUAUAUGAUAAGAAUCAGCAUUGGUACAAGAUUUGGACUCAGUAUAUCACCAACGCAGAGGAUGUAAAAGACAAAUGUUUUUUGAACGGUACAAAAUUAAUUCAUAAAACAUUUAUUUUGGAUAUGAAUAUUAAUAUAAAAGUACUAAUUCCUGAAGGACGAUAUAAAGUAGUUGUCAUAAUGAAAGCCAUUGAUAAACGGCAAAAAGCUCGUAAUCCAAUCGUGUGCAUGGAAUUUUUAGGGGAUGUGAAGCGGAGUUAAUUAAUGUCUAAAAAUAUAUUACGAGUUAUUUUCGGAUUGAUUUGUCAAUAA